AUGGUGGCCAUCAUAGACGUCCUGGAUUCCACAUGGAUAGAGAGUCCACCAAGACGACUUGGCGAUGAUUCAGAUGAAAAGGAUGACUACGGGAAUGAUAGGGUCAAGGUACGCGUAUAUCCUGAGAGGGUCAAGGUACGCGUAUAUCCUGAGAAGGUCAAGGUACGCGUAUAUCCUGAGCCAUCUGAAAGACAAAGACACGGAAUGAUCGUACCAAUAAUCCUGAGGCGUAAACAUCCGAUAAGCACACUGGACGAGAAACCCGACUCUGAUUCCUAA
Molecule: messenger RNA, 279 nt
Organism: Cooperia oncophora
Lineage: Eukaryota; Metazoa; Nematoda; Chromadorea; Rhabditida; Trichostrongylidae
Source: the annotation of a GenBank genome assembly